AUGGGGAGUGAGGGUGCAGCAGUGUGGCAGGGUGCGUUUUUAGGUGGAAUACUUUUCUGGCUUGUUUCUGCUUCAUACCUCGACGUUACUCGCAAGCUUAGAUCUUUCUUUCAACCUUGGGUUUCUCAUCAUGUUGACACUCAAACCCCUAUUAUCCUCAAGAUCCAGAGUUACGGGUUUGGGUUCUUGGAUGCACUUUUCUCCGGGUUGUCUUGCGUUGUUUCGGUGCCCUUCUACACUGGUUUUCUCCCUCUGCUAUUCUGGAGUGGACAUGGCAAAUUGGCGAGGCAGAUGACGUUGUUGAUGGCGUUUUGUGAUUAUCUUGGUAACUGUAUAAAGGAUGUGAUUUCAGCUCCAAGACCUGCUUCUCCACCUGUCAAGAGAGUAACUGCCACAAAAGAUGAAGAAGAGAAUGCGUUAGAAUAUGGAUUGCCUUCUUCUCACACACUUAACACAGUUUGCUUAUCUGGCUACCUUCUGCACUAUGUCCUCACUCAUACUCAAAUUCAAGGUUCCUAUGUUACUUACCUUGGAGUUUCUCUUGCCUUGAUUCUGGUGUUUCUCAUUGGUUUCGGAAGAAUUUAUCUUGGCAUGCAUAGUGUGGUUGAUGUUCUUGCUGGCCUUCUUAUUGGAUUUGUGGUCCUUGCAUUUUGGCUUACUGUUCAUGAACACAUAGACAGUUUUGUAAUCUCAGGACAAAAUGUUACAUCCUUUUGGGCUAUCUUGAGCUUCCUCUUGCUUUUUGCUUAUCCUACACCUGAACUUCCAACUCCAAGCUUUGAGUUUCACUCUGCAUUCAAUGGUGUUGCAUUAGGAAUUGUUGCCGGAGUACAGCAAACAUACCAUCAAUUUCACCAUGGCGACGUUCCUCGUUUGUUCUCUUCAGAACUGACUCUGCCUGUAUUUGCGGGAAGGAUGCUGGUUGGCAUACCCACAAUUCUAACUGUGAAAUUCUGCAGCAAGGCUCUUGCAAAAUGGACCAUUCCUAUGGUAGCAAACACCUUGGGCAUCCCAAUAAAAUCAACCAGCUAUAUACCCACAUUGAAUGGAUCUGCAAUGGGGAAAAAGACUGAUAAGCUUAAACAAGGUUACUUGCAAAAGCUCCUUUCUCGGCGCAAGGUAUUCGAUGUGGAUACCGGAAUUAGAUUUCUUCAGUAUACAGGCCUUGCCUGGUCUGUAGUUGACCUAGUGCCAUCGCUUUUUUCAUACAUGAGUUUGUGA
This is a messenger RNA of Sphenostylis stenocarpa, 1221 nucleotides long. NCBI's taxonomy places the organism in Eukaryota, Viridiplantae, Streptophyta, Magnoliopsida, Fabales, Fabaceae. The record is from the annotation of a GenBank genome assembly.